Messenger RNA from Acromyrmex echinatior (Panamanian leafcutter ant), 3288 nucleotides. RefSeq names its product actin binding LIM protein Uncoordinated 115a (gene Unc-115a). Gene Ontology annotation, biological process: lamellipodium assembly; cytoskeleton organization. NCBI's taxonomy places the organism in Eukaryota, Metazoa, Arthropoda, Insecta, Hymenoptera, Formicidae. The record is from RefSeq and is a predicted model, not a curated record. Gene Ontology annotation, cellular component: actin cytoskeleton. Gene Ontology annotation, molecular function: actin filament binding.
AGUCGACAAUCGGCAGUCGCAGCGACUGUAUGGGCACGUGUAUUGUGAUUGACUGAUUGUAUUACGUCAAAGUUUCUCGCACCAUACGCUUCGAAAUUCAGAUUAGCUCUCGGCGAACUGUCGAUUAAUCGUUAAAAAAUUCCUACGACUUACAAAUUCCGCGUUCGUACCAAAUAAAUAACGAGCUGAGAUUUUACAUUCUGGAAAAAAAUUUGCUCUGUUGUUAUCGACGCAUUACUCAGCAAACAACGUAAUCGCCUUCGAUUAUCUUGAUAAUCUGUCGAGGAUGCUACAUUAUACGAUAUUAAAUUCAUAACGAUAUAUACAGAAUAUCCUCAGAGAAUAAAAUAUUCAGUCUAAACGGACGUGAUAUGUCGAAUUUUUUUUAGCAAAAUCUCCAAGUUUGAUCUAUCAAGACACAGAUGUUAGUCGACAAUUCACUCACGAGUUAUUUGAGUGAUCUCAACGACAGAUUGGGGAUACGAAUCUGCUCGCGGCUGCUUCGAGUUGCACCUCGACCGAUGACGAAUCGUGCACCGAUCGUCGUCUAACUCGGUGUUAUCUUAUCUUACAUCGCACGGAAACGGGAAGAAGAGGUACGUGUGCCAGCGCGGCUCGUGUCCCUGAAAGUUACGCAACGCAGUCGGCAGACACGAUGAAGUCGAAGACGAGCGAGAGCUUGAUAGCAAGUGAAAGCAAGGCGGAGUUCAAGAAAGACGAUGCCGACCAGCACAAACAAAAACCAUUGAAAAAAGGUAAAACGUUUUGUCAGUCUUGUAAGAAGAAGUGCAGUGGGGAGGUACUGCGGGUGCAGGAUAAAUACUUUCACAUAGGGUGCUUCAAAUGUGCCCAGUGCAACGCAAGCUUAGCGCAGGGUGGCUUUUUUGCACGUGAAGGUUCCUAUUACUGCACUAAGGAUUAUCGGGAGCGUUGGGGUACACGUUGUGCUGGUUGCGGGGAGUAUGUGGAGGGUGAUGUGGUGACAGCUGGCGAGAAGCAUGCAUUUCAUCCAAAUUGUUUCCAUUGCCAAAGAUGUCGGCAACCAUUGCUAGGACAGGGAACAAAAGUGUCUCUUGUUCAAGGUCAAGCGCUAUGUCACCGAUGUGUCGGUAUCCCGGUUCGCGAGGCCUCCACGCCGAUUGGCAAUAGCGCCGGUACCAAAGGUGGCGGACACGCUGACCCUGGUGCUUGCGCCGGUUGUGGAAACCAAUUGAGGGAAGGUCAGGCAUUGGUCGCACUCGAUCGUCAAUGGCAUGUCUGGUGCUUUAAAUGUCAUAGCUGCGACACUGUUCUCCACGGGGAAUACAUGGGAAAAGACGGCGUGCCUUACUGCGAGAAAGAUUACCAGAAGCAGUUUGGAGUAAAGUGCGCCUAUUGCAAUCGUUACAUUAGCGGCAAGGUUUUGCAGGCCGGUGAUAACCAUCAUUUCCAUCCAACUUGUGCCCGCUGCACGAAAUGCGGCGAUCCGUUUGGCGAUGGAGAGGAAAUGUACCUACAGGGUGCCGCCAUAUGGCAUCCACGCUGCGGUCCAGGACCUACCGGACCCAAUGGCAUCGUGAAUGGACACGGGGACGCUCACACCCCGCAGCAUCGGGAAUCGGAGCGAAUUUCCAGCAGCGCUUCGGAGAUGCAGUUUUCAUUGCGGUCACGCACGCCAAGCCUGAACGGAUCACUGUGCAGCCCUUACAGCAGCCUAAGUCGCAAGUAUUAUCCCGCACGAACUGGAAGCCCCGGCCUGAUCCUGCGAGAAUACGGACGACCGGCGGAAGAUGUAUCUAGGAUUUAUACUUACUCGUAUUUGACUGAAACACCCAGUCAAGGAUAUCUGAGACGUCCGAUACAGCCGUACGAUAAACCCCCCACUAGCCCGCAUUUUCAUAGACCUAGCUCAUCUCGUUCGAUAAGAAGCAGCGGUGGACGCAGCAGCAGAUCGGGAAUGAGAGCUUUGGUCGACGCGUUGAGUGACACUCGACCGAAAUCGCCAGCAAGCCAAGUGGAUAAUGACGAACCGAUAGAAUUAGCGCAUUAUCCAGACGCCAUGAAACCACCCCCGGGAGCUCAACCACCAAUCGAGAGAGACGAUUUUCCCGCUCCGCCGUAUCCUUACACUGAUCCUGAAAGACGUAGACGAUGGUCCGACACCUAUAAGGGAGUACCUGCAUCUGAUGACGAGGAUGACGUGGAUAAUAAAACGUACAUCAAGGAAGCGGAGCAAAAAUUGAAAAAGGAACAGGACGAAUUGAGCAAGAUCGACACGGGAAUAGCUAAAGUAUUCCUGCAAGAUCGCGAAAAAGAUCGGGAGAAUUUGAGACAUAGAGCUGCGAACGUUGAUCCUAGAAAUGCCUCGAGGACACCGUCUGCCGCCAGAGAGCCAACGUAUCGAUUGCGCUAUGAAAGUCCUGUUGGUGCAUCACCUUCGCGAAAUAUCGAUCAUGCACGGCCUUGGGAGGAUGACGAUGGCUUCAGCUACAGAUCCAGUGGGCCUAGCUACAACGUUGGGAGGUCAUCGGCGCGCUCCCCGGCUCCCAGAAACUAUCCACCCCUUGGUACUCAACGCGCCUUCACUCUUCCAAACGCCACUAGACACUAUCAUUCGGGCGACUAUUCGUUCAGCGGGAUGGGCGACAAGACGCACAGCACUGAUUUCUCGUCUGGCAAGUCGGACAUAUCAACAGGCAGCAUCACGGAUGUGGAUCGACGGGCAUUGGUAUGUACCACAGCCCCAUACUACUCCCGGCGAAUUAGCAUGAAUGAUGGUGGAAUCCUUCCAUCAUCCACCACGUAUACGGGUGGCCUAGGUUCGGUUGUUGGGGGCCACGGGGGUCAUCACGUAAGAAGAUCGCUGCCGGACAUGGGGGCGGCACCAACCGAACCGCCCAAACUUUAUCCCUAUCAUUUACUUGUUAUCACCAACUACAGGCUGCCAGCUGACGUGGAUCGUUGCAAUCUCGAGCGACACCUUUCCGAUGCAGAAUUUGAAGCUGUUCUACAGUGCUCUCGAUCGGAAUUCUACAGACUGCCACAGUGGCGUCGCAAUGAAAUCAAAAGACGUGCCCGUCUCUUUUAAUUCAUGUCACAUCUUUUGCUUAACACUCAUCGCGUCGUGUCGCGAUUGCAUUACUGCGGUACGGACCGUACAUUCCUACUGCGUGGGGAGAUGCAUCGCGGAGAAAAAAAUGUGUUCGACAACCAUUUCGACCAUUCUGCCGAUUGACAUGCGUUCGUCAAAAUGAACUUUAGACUGGGGCGCAUGCAAACAUACGCAGACGCAUACGCACACAAACACAA